This is a messenger RNA of Anneissia japonica, 504 nucleotides long. Its product is annotated as cilia- and flagella-associated protein 69-like. Lineage: Eukaryota; Metazoa; Echinodermata; Crinoidea; Comatulida; Comatulidae. The transcript has 4 exons. The record is from RefSeq and is a predicted model, not a curated record. The annotation marks the transcript as partial. Gene Ontology annotation, cellular component: non-motile cilium; sperm midpiece. Gene Ontology annotation, biological process: positive regulation of flagellated sperm motility.
GCCAUUCUUGAGGCAGAAGUCAUCGGAUGAAAGCACCUUCUCACAAAUUUCUGUAGAAUCUUUAUCCCAAAUUGCUUAUCUGGUACGAGUGCCCAACAGAGAAGUUCGCCUGCAGUUGGCACAGACCUUGCUCAGUAUUUACACCACAGACCCACCGAUAAUGGAAUUCCAAGACCUCAUUCCUGUUAGCAAGGCAUUCAAUAUUGAACAAGUCAACCAAAGUGACAUUGCAGAGACCUUAACAAAGUCACUACCUUUAUUCGAAAAUGACAUGGAGGUGAAGAUGUGCUUCCUUGAUGUUCUCCAACACCUGUCUUCCUGCUCACCUAUAAACUGCUUGAAGAUGGUCAACGUGGACGGAGUGAGCAGAAUCCUUGGCCGUUUGAAUGACCAGGAGCCAAGUGGAAAAUUGUUGUACAGAAGCAUUGAGAUACUAUUGAAUCUCCUGGAAUUUGGUGAAGGAGAAGUAGUCGCUAAGCAGUUAAAUUCAUUCAUCUGUAUAUC